CUGGGUUUCAGGCGGUACGAGAUACCGGUGAAGUUGUUUUAAAAACGCCAUGGAGGACAAGGCUCAGAUACAAGAAGCGAUUAAAAUCCAAGGGGAAGUCGUCCGGAAGUUAAAGUCAGAGAAAGCGAGCAAAGAGCAGUGCUAGGGUUGCUUACCACUUUUCUCCUGUUCUUCCUGCCCAACCCUGGAUGUCCCCGGCUUGCCUCGCCCUUCAUCAUCACCAUCAUCUACCUCAACCCUCCUUGACAUCACUGCUGCUCUCCCGCCCACACUCCUGUCGUCCUUCUGUGGACCAUUGUGAUUGGCUGCUGAUGGACAAUGCUACGGGACAUUACUUUACCCAUGAUGCACUCCUGAACUUUUUCUUGCCCGAUUUUUGGACGGGUGUAAAUUUUUCCAAAUGUUUUUGUACCCGAUGAACUGUGGGAUGAACACUCUGGGCUUGUUUUGUGUUCGUACUUUUGCUCUGGUGGGUCGUCGGACUGCCCAAUCCCUGCACUCUUUCCCUGGGAUCACUGUGGCUCAGAUUGAUGAAGAAGUUGCCAAACUGCUGGAGUUGAAGGCAAAGAUAGGCGGAGAUGAAGGCAAACAACAGUUUGUCCUCAAAACAGCAAAGGGAACAAGGGACUACAACCCCAAACAGAUGGCCAUCAGAGAGAAAGUCUUCAACACCAUCAUCAACUGCUUCAAACGCCACGGAGCAGAGACCAUCGACACGCCUGUUUUUGAACUUAAGGAAACGCUGACAGGGAAGUAUGGAGAAGAUUCAAAGCUCAUCUACGACCUCAAAGAUCAAGGAGGAGAGCUGCUGUCCCUCAGAUAUGACCUCACCGUGCCCUUCGCUCGCUACCUGGCGAUGAACAAGAUAACCAACAUCAAACGCUAUCACAUCGCCAAGGUGUACCGCCGCGACAACCCAGCCAUGACCCGCGGGCGCUACAGAGAGUUCUACCAAUGCGAUUUUGACAUAGCAGGGCAGUAUGACCCUAUGAUUCCAGAUGCCGAGUGUCUGAAGAUCGUCCAUGAAAUCCUGAGUGAGCUGGACCUUGGAGACUUCCGUAUCAAGGUCAAUGACAGACGCAUCCUUGAUGGGAUGUUUGCUGUGUGUGGUGUUCCAGAUGACAAGUUUCGGACGAUCUGUUCAACAGUGGAUAAACUGGACAAGAUGCCAUGGGAGGAGGUGAGGAAGGAGAUGGUGGAUGAGAAGGGCCUGUCAGAGGAAGCUGCUGACCAGAUCGGGGAAUAUGUCAGCAUGCAGGGGGGAAAGGACCUCGCAGAGCGCCUCCUUCAGGACCCAAAAAUGUCUCAGAGUAAGCAGGCCUGUGCUGGCCUGACUGACAUAAAGCUACUCUUCGGAUACCUGGAGCUCUUCCAGGUCACAGACAAGGUGGUGUUUGACCUCAGUCUGGCCCGCGGUCUGGACUAUUACACAGGAGUCAUUUAUGAGGCGAUUCUGACUCAGGCAGGCGUGGUCCCGGUGUGCAAUGAAGCCCAAAAUGGUUCCCCUUCAGAGGAGAGUGUUAGCGUGGGCAGCGUGGCUGGCGGGGGGCGGUACGAUGGCCUGGUGGGCAUGUUCGACCCCAAAGGAAGGAAAGUGCCAUGUGUGGGUGUGAGCAUCGGCAUUGAGAGGGUUUUCUCAAUCAUGGAGCAGAAGGCAGAGGCCUCAGCAGAGAAGGUUCGUACCACGGAGGUUCAGGUUAUGGUGGCAUCUGCUCAGAAAAACCUGCUGGAAGAAAAACUCAAACUCAUCACUGAGCUCUGGAACGCCGGCAUCAAGGCAGAGGUGAUGUACAAGAAAAACCCGAAACUGCUGAGUCAGCUGCAGCACUGCGAGGAGUCUGGGAUCCCACUGGUGGCCAUACUGGGAGAACAGGAGCUGAAAGAUGGAGUGGUCAAACUCCGGGUGGUGGCUACCAGAGAGGAGGCUGAUAUUUCCAGAGCAGACCUUAUAGCCGAAAUCAGGAGGAGGACAUCUGAGGCAUAGUCCCCACCAUGUUCAGCUACAAUACCCAGCCACAUCACCCCGUCGCUUCACACACUGCAGACUCCUAAACAGACCGGCCUAUCAUUCUUCAGUCAAGCAUGUUGGACUUGGCACAACUCUGGAGACACACAUCCAUCCUGUUGUUCUUGUAGCAGCCACAUAGAGCGCCAUUACAAAGCGUUUGGUGCAUUCAGGAGGGCUGUUACACGAGCAGUGAACUGACUGGAAGUGAGUUUAACAGGAUUUGCUUCUAAAGGGGAUGCUAUUAUAAAAAUCUACAAGGAGAAAACAGUGACAUUUAAGAAAAAUAAAAAAAUCCCCUUGCUUUCAGGACUUCUUAGAAACAUAUUUUAUCCCAAAAAUGAUGUCUCUUGAGAGCUCUGUGACUGUCUCAGUGAAGGUUUUUGUUUUUGCCUUGUCCAAGACGCAACUUAAAUAAAACAUUAACAAAAUAUAAAUGCCCAACCAUGACCUCUUUUUUUAGAUGAACCAAUCCAAAUUUCCUCCAAACAAAACCCCAGCAGUUUGAUCUCAGAUUGAAAUUAAAACUCUUGUUUGGGGCUAAAAACUAAUAAGCUUAUGAAGUGAUGCCUGGAAAAAGUAUUGAUUGGCAUUAAGGCUGUCAGAUUUAUUUAUACUUUGAUACUUCUUUUUACACCACCUCUUUUAUUAUCAUUAUCAUUAAUAUUGAAAAUGACAGAAGCUUUAAAAAACUGCAUUAAAGCAGUUUCAUGACAUGCAAGGAGAUCGUUGUGGUCCAGCAGCAUACAGUCUUUGGUCAUGUACCAGCCACAUGAAAAAAAUAUCACCAACCCACUCCAAUUUCUCUGAAAAUAUCCUGCUGCGUUCUCUCAUCAGCUCAGAGCUACUACUUGUGGAAACAUUUCUUAGGGGGGGUGGCAGGAAAAAGUAUUGGUGAAAAUUGUCUGGUUGCAUUAGGCUCAUUGUGAGGUUUGUGAGAGGGCGAAUGAGGUUACAGUUCCUCUUCUGGUGGCUUUUGAUUUAAAACAUGACUGAAAAUCUAUUUCUUUAUAAAGCUUCUGUACUUUUUGAUGCCAUCAAUCAUGAAAAUAACACAUUGUUUCCGUUCAGAAUACUUGUCCAAAAAGUAUCACAAAUUUUGACAUUAAUAUAAUUUGAUUUUUACUAAUAUAACAGAGUUUAAGUAUCUGCUAUUCUGACAAUGUUUUUCAUAAUGUUCAUCUAAAGUUGUCCACAUCUUCUUUUAAUGUUUGAGAAAUGUCAAAACAAUCAAAUAGUCAUUUGUCAGGCAUGUCAACAGUGAAGUUGCAAGGACCAAAAAUCUGUCUUCACAGAUCCACAAUCACAAGGGCUUUGGAUGAAAUAUAUUCCAUCCAAAUUUCCAGUAUUUUCUCAUGAAAUGUUUCCAAUAUUCUUUGAAGGAGUCCAUAGCUGCUUCCUGUGUAAGAAAUGGUUUGAACAAAGUAUAUUAAGUCAACAAGGAGAUGAGUCUGUCCUUAUCAGAUUCAUUAUCACUAUAAUCUUAAGCUGCAUUCCAUCUGGAACCGUUUGUCUGUGCUGGAUGAAGGACAAUAAACUCUUUUCUGCAGUUAAGCUCUUAGAUAAUUUGUGUCACACAUGCCUGUACGCUAAAGUGUCAUAAAUAAAUGCAUUCAUCAUUCAGUACCAU
Messenger RNA from Cheilinus undulatus (humphead wrasse), 3635 nucleotides. It is a transcript of the gene hars, whose product is annotated as histidyl-tRNA synthetase. Gene Ontology annotation, cellular component: cytoplasm; mitochondrion. Gene Ontology annotation, biological process: histidyl-tRNA aminoacylation; mitochondrial translation. The record is from RefSeq and is a predicted model, not a curated record. NCBI's taxonomy places the organism in Eukaryota, Metazoa, Chordata, Actinopteri, Labriformes, Labridae. Gene Ontology annotation, molecular function: histidine-tRNA ligase activity; identical protein binding; ATP binding. The coding region runs from base 401 to 1984 and encodes 527 amino acids. The transcript is spliced from 14 exons.